This is a messenger RNA of Schistosoma bovis, 1428 nucleotides long. NCBI's taxonomy places the organism in Eukaryota, Metazoa, Platyhelminthes, Trematoda, Strigeidida, Schistosomatidae. The record is from the annotation of a GenBank genome assembly.
GACCAAUCACAAAGAAGAAUGAUUUUCCCAUAAACAAAGUUUAUGAUCAUUUGCAUAUGUCUCAGUUACUUUUGUUUGUUACAUUCUAAUGAAGUUAAAACACCAAUGUAUCAAUGUUAAUCUAUUAUAGAUCAUAAACUAUUCAAUAGAAUCUAAUAUGAUGAAUGAAUCAAGAAUAUCUUCAAGAGUUAAUCAACGAAAUGGGAAAUUAUGUCAUCAUUUCAAUGAAAUAGAAAAAGAUUAUUCAAUACAUGAUCUAACAGAUGACGAUGCUGCUGAUGCUGCUGCUGCUGCUGAUGAUGAUGAUCAUAACCAUGAUAGUCAUCAUUCAAUAUCAUAUUCAGAGGAUGAAUCUACUUUGAAAUCAAUCUAUACAAACUCUUCUAAGAAAUCUAAUUUCUCUCAAUUCUUAUUUCAUAAGGCAAUAAAUCUUUCAAAAAAACUUAAAUAUUAUAUCAUGCAUAGUAUUACAUUAUUUCAUGAAGAUUUCUAUGGUUUAUCAUGGUCAGAAGCAAAUGAUCGAUUACAAUCCACUUAUGGAUUAUCUAUUAAUACCAAUAUGAAUAUCUCAUCUAAAAAUGAUAGUAGAACAUUACGUCAUUUUAGUACAUCUAUAUUACCAAAUGAUUGUACUACUACCAAUACUACUCAUACUACUACUCAUACUACUACUAAUACUACUACUGAUACUACUACCAAUACUACUAAUACUACCCCUAUGAAUAGAAUGCCACGUAGAUAUUCAGAAAGACAUUCAUUACAGAAACAUUCAAGACUUUAUCAAUUAGAUAAACCAUAUUAUAUACAAUGUAAAUUCAUUGAAUCAAAUAGAACUCGAUAUGAUACUACAAACAAUCCAAUAUAUAUGGAUUAUAAUUUAAAAAAGAAUAAUUUGCCAAAAAAUCAAUAUCCAAUCGAUAAAAUCAAUAAACAAUUUAUCAGUAAUCAUGAUCCAUUAUUCAUGAAUCAUUGUUGUCAUAGUAACAAUCAUGAUUUAAAUUUAUUAACAUUUAAAAAGAAUGAUAAACAUAGAAUUGAAUAUAAAGAUGUAAAACAAAUAGAAAUAACAACUAAUGUAUUAAAUGAUCAUCAUCAUCAUCAUCAUCAUCAUUAUCAUCAUGGAGAUUAUCAAUCAUUAAAGGAUAUAAAACAUUGGUUGAUACAUUUAAAAGAAAGACGACGAAAAACUUCCAUGGAAUUACAGGUACUAAGUAAUGAUAAUAAUACUAAUAGACGAAUUCAUAAAUCCCUAUCUGAUUGAUGGAUAUUCUAUGUAAAACCAUGAUGAGGAUGAUGAUGAUUCGGAUGAUUCGGAUGACGAUGAUGAUGAUGAUGGUCAAACUCAUUUGAAUAUAUUGUACAGUGAUCUUCAGUGAUAUUUGUUCAUAUGAAAUAAAAGAUCUUUGAUAUAUAUGCAGAUAUAUAGAU